This is a messenger RNA of Trichomycterus rosablanca, 975 nucleotides long. RefSeq names its product V-set and immunoglobulin domain containing 8a (gene vsig8a). The record is from RefSeq and is a predicted model, not a curated record. The transcript has 7 exons. Lineage: Eukaryota; Metazoa; Chordata; Actinopteri; Siluriformes; Trichomycteridae. Bases 1 to 975 code for a protein of 324 amino acids.
AUGGGGCUUACAGAUGUGACCUCGGCGAUGAGGCUGACCUCCACCGGACUUCAAAGCUUACAGCUGGCGCAGGGAGAAAAAGCAAUUUUGGGCUGCACCUACAUGCCAGAUCCUGCUGACGUAGGAGACCUGGACAUAGAGUGGACGCUGAUCAGUCCUGACACGACACAGAAGGAUCAGCUGAUGAUUUCAUUCUCAGGUGGAAUUAAAUAUUUUCAUGCUGGCCAAGAGUUGUUGAAAGGAGUGGAUUUUUUGGCGGCCGACCCCUCUUUCGGUGACGCGUCUCUCUCGAUUGAGUCGCUCACAUCUGCCCAUGCUGGAACAUACCAGUGCAAAGUGAAGAAAUCUCCUGGAGUGGACAUGCUCCGGAUUUCCCUGGUGGUUAUGGAAAAACCAUCAAGACCAAAAUGUUGGUUGGAAGGAGACGAGGCCGUAGGAAAACCUGUAUCUUUACACUGCAGGUCCGAUCAGGGAUCCCCACCCAUCCAGUACGUGUGGAGGAGAGAAAGCGGGGGUCCGAUUCCUCCCGCCGUAACCCAGAACCCGUUCCUGGGGGAACUCAUCAUCACCAAUCACUCUGUGGAAUUGGCUGGUAUCUACGCGUGUGAGGUAUCUAACCCUGUUGGGAAGGAGCUCUGUCGACUCAACCUGCAAGCCAUAAAACCUCCUAACAGAGCUGGUGUGAUAGCUGGCACUGUCUCUGGAUGCCUGCUGCUUAUUGGAAUCAUCCUCAUUAUCCUCUGGCUCCUGUUUUUCCGGUUCAAAAGGAGGCAUAAAAGCUUUGAGAAAGAAUUCUCCAACGAAAUCAGAGAGGACGUUCCAGCACCUGAGAGCCGGCCAACUAGCCGUGGUUCGAGCCGUCACUCCCGAUUAGCCUACAGCCAGAUGAUCCAAACUCACGAUUACCAGCCAGCGUUCAGCAGUCCAGGAAGCGCUGACACAAAGUACUCCAGCAAAUACGGCGUUGUUGUGUAG